AUGACGUGCUUCCAACUUCCAGUUUCACUUUGCAAACGUAUCCAGUCUGCGGUUACUCGCUUCUGGUGGGAUGACAGAUCGGGUAAAAAGAAAAUGGCCUGGAUAGCUUGGUCUGAAUUAACUAAACCAAAGGCCUUCGGAGGUUUGGGCUUUCGUGAUUUCCAGAGAUUUAACGAAGCGUCGUUUGCAAAGCUUAGCUGGAGAAUGCUUGAAAACCCAAACUCUCUGUUAUUCCGAACGCUGAGAGGAAAGUACUACCCAGAUGGAGACAUUCUCACCUGUGAUUUUAGUUCUGCGGGAUCUCAUGGAUGGAGGAGCGUCCUGGUGGGCCAUGAUUUACUUGUCAAGAACUUGGGGUGGAACGUAGGUAACGGCAAAGACAUCAACAUCUGGUAUGAUCCUUGUCUGGAUCACACGAGCCAAAAGCGCCCAUAUGGGCCUGCGCCAGAAGCUUUUGUCAACCUUACAGUGGCAGACCUGAGAUUAAGUUUGGAAGAAGAAUGGGACGUCAAAAAGAUAAGACUCAUCUUACCGCAGCAUGAGGAGGAUAUCCUGUGUUUAAAGCCAAGCAUAUCAAAUGCUUCUGAUAAACUAGUCUGGCUGGGAACCAAAUCAGGAAGCUACUCGAUUAAAUCUGGGUACUACUUCGCGACAUCACUGGAAGAAGAUAACGUGGAACUUAGACCUGAGCCUAACCGAUGGUAUAAAAAUGUUUAG
This is a messenger RNA of Brassica oleracea var. oleracea, 717 nucleotides long. RefSeq lists its product as uncharacterized. Bases 1 to 717 code for a protein of 238 amino acids. The record is from RefSeq and is a predicted model, not a curated record. The transcript has a single exon. Lineage: Eukaryota; Viridiplantae; Streptophyta; Magnoliopsida; Brassicales; Brassicaceae.